GCCUUUGCGCUUGAAGGUUUAUUAUCCGCCAAGUCGGAGGCCAUCCGUAUCUCACGCUCGCUGCCCUGAUCCUUGAUACUUUCUUCCAUUCCAGCCUCGCCCUCUCCUGCAAGCUAUCCUACGCCAACUAGGCACUCUUUGUCACACUUCAGUGCUCAAUCCGGCAAUCAACGACUCUUCGAGACCCUCGAUUCCAUCCCAAGCCGCCCUCGAGCGCGCGCCCACUCAGCAUGUGGGAAGUUAGCUGGACAGAUCCCCAGCGGGAGUCCAGAAAGGAGCAUCGCGAAAAAAAGGCUGUUCAACGACAUCAGAACAGGAAAAAGCCCCGAGCCGAUGGAGAUUCCGUUUUCUCAGGCCGCAAUACGUCGUUCGAUUCCCGAUCAUCCAGGCCCGACUUCUCAGACACCGGGAGUAUAGCCCAUAGUCCAGAAAGCACCCACGUACUUUCGCGCGGCCCCAGAUCCUACACCACGAAAGCACCUUCGGUCAUGAGUAGCGACAGGGAGACCGAUUCCCACUCGGCAGUCUCUGUUGGCUCCGAAGAAACGACACCCGAGCUGUCCUGCACUCCCGUCUCUACUUCCGAAGGCCCGUUUCCUCUAGACCACCCGGCAGAGUCUUCCCAAGCAUCGCUAGGUGUAUGGGAGAGAGGAUAUGCAUUGCCCAACUCAUCGAGGUGGCCGGACCACUUAGUGCCCCCCUCGCCGACCUUUACUUGGCAUUUCGAAGCAUCCCACCCUGCGGUCGACUGUGUGGAGUUCAAAUUCUGCCAAUACGCUCAGAGUCUCACUUCGAAUUCGUUCAUAACGAAGAGCACCGAAGUCACAGCUGCUACCCGGGCGGCGCACCCAGGCAUGAAAAUGGGUUCGGAGGUCACCAUCACCGCAAAUCGAAUCGACGAAAGUCAUCCCCGUCCGAGAUCCGCCGGAGCCCUAUCACCGAGCAGUAUAUUCUCAAUAAAAUCGUCCGAGCCAAAGUCCUUGAGGCGAGCUCCGUCUUGGCGGACUUCCUUCACUCCGAGGAAGUGGGAUCACUGGAGGCCACCGGAUACGUGGACUUGAGCUCCAUCAGUAAAGAUACGUCUUGAAACUGGAAAGGUUCCUGAGAACCUAUUCGGCUCG
Molecule: messenger RNA, 1121 nt
Organism: Ilyonectria robusta
Lineage: Eukaryota; Fungi; Ascomycota; Sordariomycetes; Hypocreales; Nectriaceae
Exons: 3
Coding region: 231-1061 (276 amino acids)
Source: RefSeq, a predicted model, not a curated record